AUGCCUUGGGAUAGAUCUCAUUAUAUGUUUGGCUUCGGCGAUUCGGAAAUGGGAAAGGAUUCUCAAAUUAUAUAUCAAUCUGAACCAAAUGGCAAUAAGUUAGAAAGAAUUGUCGUUCCAUGGAUGGUUGUUAAAUACAUAUUGGCAGUAAAAAAGUAUGAUUUCGAUAAAUACUUCACGUCAGAUGAUCCAGAAUUAUAUGUGAUGGAACAAAGAUUACGUUAUUAUUUUUUACAGUAUCUUCAUGAUCCUGAAGCGAACCCUCUCGUUUUUGAAGCUCAGUACCAUGGUGCCUUAUUAAGCCAUUUCUACCCACAUAAAUUCGCAGAAUAUGGAAGAGCAAUAAUUCUAUUCUUAGUCUUUACUGGAAGGGAAAUUGUUCGUUAUGAAUGGAUCAACUCUCUUAAACUUGUCGUUGAUAGUCUUUAUUAUUUUCUUGGUUAUGGUUACCCAUGUGAAAAGGAAGACCUCGGUGGAGUUGCUCUUGGACUUAUUGAACUUCAAAAGAGAAUUCCAUUCAUCAAAAAUGAUCCAAAAGAUGUUUGUCCAGAUCUCUUUAGAGAUUAUCACUGGUAUGCACAUAUAAGGAUUUAUUCUAAGAUAAGCAAAGAAAAGCCAUUUCUUUUCAAAUAUCCUAUAAAACUCACAGAAGAAGCUAUAAAAAAGAUAAAUAAAAUACUUGGAAAGAACGAUGAUAAAAAAUGA
Molecule: messenger RNA, 705 nt
Organism: Trichomonas vaginalis G3
Lineage: Eukaryota; Parabasalia; Trichomonadida; Trichomonadidae
Exons: 1
Coding region: 1-705 (234 amino acids)
Source: RefSeq, a predicted model, not a curated record